GGGAGGCAGUAAUUUUUCAAUAAUUUGAUUAUUUGUUUUUUGUUAAAUAUGUAACGUUAGAUUAGGCGUAAAAUAGUGUUAAUAGUGGUGAAACUAAAACUUAAUAGACAUUAUUUUUAACAAAUAGUGAUGGAUAACAUGGAAUCUCAGAGUAAUAUACUGAAAACAUCAAAGGAAGAUAUUCCAUUGAUAAGCAGAUCCCGUGUAGAUUCUAAUUGGGGAUGUUGGUGCUCAUUUUUUGCAAAAUGUUGUGCACCGAGGGAGUUAAGAUCUCGCACUUUAUUACUGGGAAAACCCACCCCUGGUCAAUUUCCUGCAAAUGCAAUCAGGAAUCAAAAAUACAAUAUUAUAACCUUCUUACCCCUUGUCCUUUACCAACAGUUCAAAUUCUUCCUCAAUCUUUAUUUUUUGAUAAUGGCAACCAGUCAAUUUGUGCCUGAUAUUCGUAUAGGAUAUUUAUAUACAUAUUGGGGACCAUUGUGUUUUGUUCUUUUGGUUACAAUUUCAAGAGAAGCUAUUGACGACUUAAGACGACAUAAAAGAGAUCAAGAAGUCAACAAUCAGAAAUGUAGGAGAUUACUAAAUGAUCCCAAUAAACCGUACGAGACAGUUGCAGCCUAUAAACUAAAAGUUGGUGAUCUUAUCAUUGUCGAUAAAGAUGAAAGAGUUCCAGCAGAUCUAGUACUACUUCGAACUUCAGAAAGUAGUGGUGAAGUUUUUGUAAGAACGGAUCAACUGGAUGGAGAAACAGAUUGGAAAUUGAGAUUGGCUGUUCCGGUGACUCAGAAAUUAGCUUCAGAUCGUCAAUUAUUUGAAAUAAAUGCAAGUAUCUAUGCCGAGAAACCACAGAGAGAUAUACAUUCAUUUAUCGGAACAUUUAGUAGGCUUGAUUCUCUCAAUGGCGAUGAAAGUUUAGAUCUAAAUAAUACCUUAUGGACAAACUGUGUUAUUGCUUCAGGACAAGCUACAGGAGUCGUCAUUUAUACAGGGCCCGAAACAAGAUCGGUAAUGAAUAAUUCCGCACCCAGAUCGAAAGUUGGGCUAUUGGAUAUCGAAGUUAAUACCAUUACUAAACUACUAUUUGCAGCAGUCAUUGGUCUUGCUUUGAUUAUGAUGGCUUUGAAAGGAUUUAGCGGUCCAUGGUACAGAUACAUGUUCAGAUUCAUAUUAUUGUUUUCAUACAUCAUUCCAAUUAGUUUACGAGUCAAUUUGGACAUGGGAAAAUCGUUUUACUCAUGGGCUAUAGGAAAGGAUCCCGCUAUGAAAGGAACUGCAGUACGGUGCACCACAAUUCCAGAAGAGUUGGGUAGAAUCUCUUAUCUUCUUUCCGAUAAAACUGGUACCCUAACACAAAAUUCUAUGGUUCUAAAAAGGCUACACAUGGGAACCGUCAGUUUUGCAACUGAUAGCUUCGACGAGGUCGGCACAUUAUUACGCAGUUCGUAUAAUAACGAAAAUGUGAAGGUAAACUCUGAUAAAUUUAGACGAAGUGAAAAUACAAGAAUCAAAGAUGCAGUACAGGCAUUGGCCUUAUGUCACAAUGUUACUCCUAUGUAUGAAACCAUUGAAAAGAAGGAUACUGAUUCGGGAUCUUUUACUUCUGAAACUGAAGCUGAUCAACAUUUACAAAUGCCAGAUAAGGAUGUCACCUACCAAGCCUCCAGCCCAGACGAAGUAGCCUUGGUCCACUGGACUCAUCAAGUCGGACUUACGUUGAGCAACAGAGAUUUAAACUCGAUGCAACUUAGAACCCCUAAUGGUAGAUUUAUGAACUAUGCCAUUUUGCAGAUAUUUCCUUUUACCAGCGAAACUAAAAGAAUGGGAAUUAUUGUUAAGAGCUUGUACACGGGAGAAAUUAUUUUCUACUUGAAAGGUGCCGAUAUGGUCAUGUCCGCGAUUGUUCAAUAUACAGAUUGGCUUGACGAAGAAGUUGGAAAUAUGGCUAGGGAUGGUUUGAGAACUUUAGUUGUUGCUAAGAAAAAUCUUACAGAAGAGCAAUAUCUGGAAUUUGAGGCCCGUUAUAAUGCUGCUAAGUGUUCAACAACCGACAGAGUGGCACAAGUGGCUCAAGUUGUUGAAUCUUUGGAGAGGGAAAUGGAACUGUUGUGCAUUACUGGCGUAGAAGACAAAUUACAGGACAAUGUACGUGCUACUCUGGAACUAUUACGUAAUGCUGGUAUUAAAAUAUGGAUGCUUACUGGUGACAAACUAGAAACUGCUACUUGUAUCGCUAAAAGUUCAAGCUUAGUGUCUAGAACGCAAGGUUUGCAUAUUUUGAAAAAGGUUGUGACAAGAUCUGAUGCACAUUUAGAACUGAACGCCUUUAGGAGGAAACAGGAUUGUGCAUUGGUUAUAAGCGGAGAGAGUUUGGAAGUAUGUCUUUCUUACUAUCAACCGGAAUUUAUGGAAUUAGCUACGGCAGCACCUGCGGUUGUAUGUUGCCGUUGUUCGCCAACACAAAAAGCUCAAGUGGUUCAACUAAUCCAAAAACAUACAGGUAAACGUACAGCAGCUGUAGGCGAUGGUGGUAACGAUGUCAGCAUGAUCCAACAAGCCGAUGCCGGUAUUGGUAUUGAAGGUAGAGAAGGUAAACAGGCUAGUCUUGCUGGCGACUUCAGCAUACCUCAGUUCUCACAUCUGGCCCGUCUAUUGUUAGUGCACGGAAGAAAAUCUUACAAAAGAUCAGCUUCCUUGGCUCAGUUUGUGAUACAUAGAGGAUUGAUAAUUUCUACAAUGCAAGCAGUAUUCAGCAGUGUAUUUUACUUGAGCUCAGUAGCUUUAUACCAGGGCUUCCUAAUGGUUGGAUAUGCUACAGUAUAUACUAUGUUCCCUGUAUUUAGUUUAGUUCUCGACCAAGAUGUUAGUCCUGAGAUAGCUUUGACUUAUCCGGAAUUAUAUAAAGAUCUAGCGAAAGGAAGAAGCUUAUCCUAUAAAACUUUCUUUAUGUGGGUUCUCAUCAGUAUUUACCAAGGUGGUGUAAUAAUGUACGGCGCUUUACUCUUAUUCGAAGACGAAUUUAUACACAUUGUAGCCAUCAGUUUUACUUCACUUAUAUUAACCGAAUUAAUUAUGGUUGCCUUAAAUAUUAGAACAUGGCACUAUCUUAUGGUAUUAGCAGAGCUGUUCUCAUUAGGUCUAUAUGCGCUGUCUCUGAUCAUACUUCACGAUUAUUUCGAUUCCGAAUUUAUAAGGACGACAGAUUUCUUCUGGAAAGUAGUUCUAAUAACCCUGAUAUCAUGCCUCCCCUUAUACAUCCUCAAGUUCUUAAGGAAGAAAUUCUCACCUCCCAGUUACAGCAAAUUAUCAUAAGAACACUUCAAAUAACGAAUAUGUGAUAUAUAGAAGCACUAUUACUAGUUUUCCAUAAUAAAUAUGAAAAUGUGAUUAGCUUUGUCGCAAAGAAGAAAAACAAGAAUAAUGUGAUAAAGUCGUGACAAAACUUGCACGUUUAAAAGUACCCCGAUAUCCUGUAUAAAUUCAAGAUGUCUCAAAACUUGUAAGGUUGGUGAAACGAAGUCUUCUAUAAAGAAUGUUUUGAAACAUAUGUUAUGUAACUGAUUAAUACUGAAUUUACAAAAAUGUACAGAUUGGGUUUUAUCUUUAAGUACUUUAUUUGUUUUCCUUAUUUACUAAUCCAAUAUAUUAUGUUUAAAGAAUUUUAAUAGAUGAUAAACUAUAUAUUUUUUUUAUUUAAAAUAUGUACACACGCAAUAAUAGUUUUUUCAAAACUUUUAUCCAAGGUGAUGAAUGGGGCAGUCUAGUGUUUCAUUUAUGUACUAUGUUCUGCAUUUAAGUCUUAAAUAUAUCUUAUUUAUUAAC
This is a messenger RNA of Diabrotica balteata, 3819 nucleotides long. The record is from the annotation of a GenBank genome assembly. Lineage: Eukaryota; Metazoa; Arthropoda; Insecta; Coleoptera; Chrysomelidae.